This is a messenger RNA of Ctenocephalides felis (cat flea), 378 nucleotides long. RefSeq lists its product as uncharacterized. The record is from RefSeq and is a predicted model, not a curated record. The transcript is spliced from 3 exons. NCBI's taxonomy places the organism in Eukaryota, Metazoa, Arthropoda, Insecta, Siphonaptera, Pulicidae.
GUUAUAUUAAUAAAAGAAUAUAUGGUCAUAACUAAUUAUAAGAUCAAAUUAACAAUAAUAGGAUAAAAACCUUUAAAUAUGCGUAUCCUCCUGGCAGUUAUUUAGAAGUCCUGGUGCUUUGUGGUGCGAAUCCUACGUGACCUAAUUCAACAAAAUGUGGCCGGAGAUCCUAUUAUUCACAAGCAAGUUGAAUGGAAGUUUGAUCCAGAAGUAUCGAAAAAACGACGAAAUAUGUUCUAUAAAUUGCAUGGAUAUAGAGCUGACAAGCUCAUUGAAAGGCUAGGUUUAGGAAUUGAUGGACAAGAAGAGGAAAGACUUGCAUAUCAACAGGCACGUGAUGCAGGUCAUUUAGGAGGACUUAAUUAUUACCGGGAUUAA